AUAGACUGAAGAAGGGAGCAAAGAAAACGUUGGAAAAAAACAGAGGCAAGGAGAGAAAAAGAGGUCUUAUAAAUUCUGCUUCUUUGUCUCCCGAUUUUCAUGUCCUUGUGUUUCUUUCUUUCAUCAGUUAAGGUCACAUAAGUUGUGAAAGGGAAUUUCUGUUCAGAAGGUCUUGCUGAUGAAGCUGGCUGCAAUUUUCCAUUGAAUAUGGGAUUUUUUUAAUGCUGAAAAAGGAUUUGGCAGUACCCUAUUCUCAAGCAGUAAAUUAGGUUUAAAAGAAGAAUCUGGGUCAUGCACCAUGUGUGCUCCUUCAUGCUCACCAUGUUUGCCUUCUGAACAAAUGGUAUCAAUGGCAAAAAAACUACCGGGUUUACAUGCGAAGCCUGUCAAAAAAAGGAUAGUAACGGUUGCUCUUUUUAUGAUGCUGAUUUGUCAUCUCCUCGGGUAAAUAGUGCGUGCAAUGAUAGACAUCAUACAAGCGGUGAGACAAGUCACCGUCUCAGUGCAUGUUUGAGUCGCGAAUCCUUUUCUGAAAAUGCAGAGAGUGAAGAAACAUUGAGGGACGUAACACCUCUGAAGGCAUUAAGAUGACUGUAAAAGCAAACCUGCAUCAAACUUGUGCAAAUAAUUACGAUUCAUUGAAAGUACCAAUCUGUCAUGAUAAGGUUGUCUUAAAUCAGCUUAAGAAGCAGGAGGAGUCAGAGUUUCAUGGAGAUAACAACUCCUUUGUUUAUGGAUCAGACUACGCAAAGACAAGGGCUAGUGACCAUAACAGUUAUGCAGAGAAGAAAAAUACAUCUUAUGGCUCAGCUUCAGUAUAUAGUUUCUCUGAGACUGAAAAGGCUGUUAACGGUCAACCUGCUUCUUGUUGUUUAGUUGGUAGUCCUUGUGGCGAGGUAGAAGAUAAUCAUCCAAGGAGGUCAAAUAGAUCUUCCGAUGAGUCUUCGCAAGAGAUUUUGUGUUGUUCAAACAAAUCAGACUUUUCUGAAAUUUCAUCCUUACUAGAUUCCUGUGCUGGUGCUAGCUUGGCAAAGGUUGGUACUGGAAUAAAUGAAAGACAGCAAACAGCGGAAUUAAAGUCCAGUACAGUGGUUAAGGAAGUUAAUACAGAAGAAACUACUAUUGGGUCGCGGCCUGCUGCUUGUAGUGAUGGAUCAGACAGCACAGAGUAUGAAGUAAAAGUUUGUGAUAUAUGCGGUGACAUAGGACGAGAGGAGUUGCUUGCUGUUUGUAGCAACUGCAAUGAUGGGGCAGAACACAUUUAUUGCAUGCGUGUGAACAUGGACAAUGUUCCCAAAGGUGAUUGGAUGUGUGAGGAAUGCAUGUUCAGUAAAGAAACUGAGAAGCAAAGAGAAGACGAAUUAGAGGGAGGAGUUAGGAUUUUUAAAAAAACAUACUCUGUAGAAUCAGAAACCAAAGAUUUGGAGGUUGAGGAAAGCAAAGCACAUUCAGUUAGUUCAAUGCCUUUGUACUCUUCUAAGAGACCUGUAGGCAGUUCACAAGCAGUGAGAAAAAGGCCUUUUGGAACAGUUUCACCUAACACAUCGAGUUCCAGCAGCAAAACUUCAAUGCAUCAAUCUGGAGGCCACUCUUCUAGCACUACUAUGAAAACUGUGCGCAUUCCUGUCGAAUCAAGUAGUAAAUCACCUAAAUUGUCAUCACAAUCUCAGGUGUCAAAGGGAUUUCUUUUCAAGUCAAAAUCAUUCUCUGCUCUGAGCUUAAAAGAGGAUGUCCAACAGCUGAAGGAAGGUAGUUUCCACAGUGAAGGAUUUGCUAAAGAAACUGCUGCCAGUGAGAGUAAGGGUAGAGUUCAAAUGAUGUCUAAAUCUAUGUCAUUGAAGAAUAUGAGGUCAUAUAGUGUGAAUAACAGUAAUCAUGACGUUAAAUCACUUCCUAACUUUUCUCCUGGUGAGGAUUUGAAGGGAUCAAGGCAUCCAAAAGGACAGUAUUCUGCUAAGACAGAAAAGAAAUUGAGAUUAGUAAACAGUGAUUCAUAUGCAUCAUUGGCUGAUCAAAGAAUUGCAUCCCCUGGCGAAAAUAGUUUGCCACACCCUUCAAAUUCCUCUUGUCAUGAUGUAAUGGCUGUGAAAGGUCAUGAAAUAUUAGAUAAUUCAUUGAAAAUAUCUGGUCAUUCUUGCCAAGGAAGUUCACCAAAUGAAGGGAAAAAGAGAGUUGUCAAUGUGAGGCAGCAUGUUGAGUAUUCUACUGAAGUAGUGCUUGCUACCACUAUGAAGCAUUCAAAUGGCAAUGUCCAAUCUGACGAAUGGCCUUGCCUGAGAGAUUCGUCUAUGUUUGAUUCUGAAGUACAUAUGCCUUCUUGGAUUUCUGCUGUUCCACAGCUUGAUUAUAUAUGGCAUGGCAAGUUCGAAAUUCAAAGGAGUGGAGGACUUCCAUUUACUUGUGAUGGGAUGCAAGCACACUUAUCAAUUUAUGCCUCACAUAAAGUUCUUGAAGUAGUGCAGAAACUGCCUCGAAAACUAUUGUUGGAGGAAGCACCUCGAUUGAGCAUGUGGCCCACUCAAUUCAUGAAAUGUCAUGCUACUGAAGAUAAUAUUGCUCUUUACUUUUUUGCGAAGGACCUUGACAGUAAUGAAAAAAGCUAUAAGAACUUGUUGGAUAGGAUGAUUAAGAAUGAUUUCAGCCUCAAAGGGAAUUUUGGAGGGGUUGAGCUUUCAAUAUUCUCUUCUAACAUACUCCCAGGAAAAUCUCAGCGUUGGAAUAACUUGCUGUUUUUAUGGGGUGUAUUUAGAGUAAAGAGGCUUCACUGCUCACGACAGAUUCCAGCCUUGUUUGCUUCUGAGAAUUCGCUCCCUCCUGGAAAGUCAAGUCAAAAUUUAUCCGCAUCCUUGGCAUCUUUUAAUACCCAACAAACAUUAAACUCGAACAGUUCACUUGUCUCAAAGGCAGUUACUUCUGGUAGAGUGGUUGAAGUGUGUGAAACCAAAGCAUCUUCUUGGGAACAGAAACCCCCAGAUUUUCAAACAAGUUGUAGUCAGCAAGUGGGCAGAGUUGACUCAUCUCAGAAUUUCUUGCAGAGGGAAGAAAGUGAGUCAAAAAGAAAACAUGAAAUUGAUCUCAAUUAUUCUCUUCAAGAAAACCAAGAGCAUUUCGCAGACUGUACUUCGGUUGAUGGAAGACAUGACUGCAAGAGGCUGAAGACUAGUCUUAGUGGAUUGAACAUGGUUAAUAAUAGCAUUAAGGAUAUAAAUGAGAGAUGUUCCAUUGCUAUAGAUGGCAAAGGUCCAAGCAUUUCUGGUGAAUUGAGGUGCAAUGGAGCUUAUGACAUAUCCAUAGUUUCUCCUCAGUUAGAUUCAGUAGCCAAUAAAUAUAGGUGGAAGUCCUUGCAGCGGCAAGUUCUUCCAAAUGACAGUGGGAAUGGACGAGAUUCCAGUGUUUCAAGUCUUGAGCUUAAGCUUGGGGUUGAAAGUAGUUCUUCAGAUGAGGGAGAUAUGCCCCCAUUUUUCAUGAGCGGUAAAGAUUUAGGAGACAAGAAUUCUGAAAGAGAAACAAGUGAUAGUAAUCCUUCACUUGCUCUUUCCCUUGCAUUGCCUUAUCCUAAAGUUGGCGGCAGAGUAUUGAAACCUGAUUCAGAAAUGAAGUUACCCAAGUGCCAAGAGGUGAACACUACACUGUCACUUUUUGGUUCAUCUUCAGACUAUUGGGAUAGAAUAAUGGUAUUUGAUGUAAAUAAAUAGAGCUCAGACAGUGGUUUCGUGGUGUAUACCUGCGUCACUGAUAGUAACCUAUAGGAUGAUAUUUUCCAAACUUUAAAUAUGAAAACAUACACAAGCUUUCUCACAAACUUAU
Molecule: messenger RNA, 3807 nt
Organism: Durio zibethinus
Lineage: Eukaryota; Viridiplantae; Streptophyta; Magnoliopsida; Malvales; Malvaceae
Source: RefSeq, a predicted model, not a curated record